CUAAAUUAUGUAUUAAUAAUAGCAACCCCCUCCAUAACAAUAACAUCGUGAUUAUAAUAUUCCACCACCUGGUAAAUAAUUACAUAUAUCCAAGGUUAUCGUGCUCCCCGUUAUCCAAGAGAAGAGUUGCCUGAGAAUCAAGAAUAAAAUCUAGAUUUAGGAGGUGCCUAUUAAUCUUAUAUAUAUAAUUGUGGAGAGUGUUGUGGUAAUUGUAAAGCUGUCUGUCCUUGUAAUCCUUUUGUUGAAUAUCCAUAUGUCUAAGUUGAAUAAAGCUUUGUUGGUGUCUAUCUACGUUUUGGAAAAUAUAUUAAGACAGGUAAUCUUUUUUAUAUAUCAAUUUAAGUUCAACCUGGGUUAAUUUACAUCAAUCCUUGCACUGAUACAAUUUAAAAAGUUGAUUGUAAAGUUCAAAUGAUUGACUGUCCAAGAUAAUAAGUUAUGACUAAAGACAAUAUUUUAGUCAGCAUUGAUGCAACUGUUUAUUAUAGAAUAGUUAUGCCAAGACGAUCCAUAUUUUAUAUCAAUGAUUUACAUCAAGCUGUUUCAUAAUUGACUCUUGCUACAAUUAAAAGCAUUGCAGGAUCUCAUACUUUAUAAGAUUUAUUGGAAAAAAGAGCAGAAGUUCAAAAACAAAUUGAAUCCUUUGUAGAUGAACAUGUUUGGGAAUGGGGUAUUGAUAUUGAGAACAUGUUAAUUAAAGAUAUUCAAUUAAAUCCUGAUUUAUAGAACACCUUAUCUAUGGCAGCUAAAGAAUAAAGAGCAGCUUAAGCUAAAGUCAUUUCAGCAUAAGGAGAUGUUUAAUCAGCUAAACUUAUGAAAUAAGCUGCAGAACUAUUAGAUUCAAAAGCAGCUAUGUAAAUUAGAUAUCUAGAUACAAUCACUACAUUAGGAUAACAAGGAUCCACUAAAGUAGUAUUGCUUCCAACUGAAUCUAAAUGA
This is a messenger RNA of Paramecium sonneborni, 939 nucleotides long. Lineage: Eukaryota; Ciliophora; Oligohymenophorea; Peniculida; Parameciidae. The record is from the annotation of a GenBank genome assembly.